Vespa velutina is the source of this 1624-nucleotide messenger RNA. RefSeq names its product aldo-keto reductase family 1 member A1-like. Gene Ontology annotation, cellular component: cytosol. The transcript is spliced from 7 exons. Gene Ontology annotation, molecular function: aldose reductase (NADPH) activity. The record is from RefSeq and is a predicted model, not a curated record. Lineage: Eukaryota; Metazoa; Arthropoda; Insecta; Hymenoptera; Vespidae. The coding region runs from base 484 to 1476 and encodes 330 amino acids.
UAAGCAUUAAAUAUAAAAUAAUUUUAACUUAAUAUUCUAAUAUAAUUAAAUUUUGAACUUGCAAUCGUUAUCAAAUGCAAUUCAUCUAAUAUCAACAAAAACAAGCUUUUUAUUGACUUUAAUAGUUAUCAAAUUAGUUUUCUUUCGUAUUUCAAUGAAUAAAUUUCGCAAUCCUCUUUCUAUAAGACUAACCUUAAAAAAUGUCUACUUUCAAUAAUUUAAUAAUAAUUUAAACAAUGUAUACUGUACAUGGGCACAUACAAAAAUUUCUGUCACACGCUAAUUCGAUUGUUAAGUUACGAGAGAGAUAUAAGCUAUACAAGUUUAUGCACCGAUACAAUAGGUGUAGGUACAGUGAAGACUGUGUUUUCCUAUUGCACUUUUACUUUGUAUCCUGUUCAUACCUGUUGCUAUAGUUAUACAGCAUCGAUUAUCCUGUAGCAUACGCUACGAGUGGAAGAUCUCAACUAUAGAAGACUAAAUAUGCAUUCCGUAAAAUUAUCAUCUGGUCAUGAUAUGCCUACUGUAGGUUUAGGGACAUGGCAGGCUCAACCUGAAGAAAUGGAAGCUGUUGUUGCGACUGCUUUGGAGUGUGGUUACAGACAUAUUGAUACUGCAUUUAAUUAUAAAAACGAAGAAGCGAUUGGAAAAAGCUUAAAAAAUUGGUUUGACAAAGGAGGUAAACGUGAAGAACUUUUUGUUACGUCAAAGUUACCCCAUUAUGGAAAUCGACCAUCAGAUGUUGAAAAGUUUCUUAAAUUAUCAUUAGAACGUCUUGGUUUGGAUUAUUUGGAUAUGUAUUUGAUCCACCUGCCAUUUGCCUUUGUAUUAGAUAAAAAUGCAUAUGCUCCUGCAGCUUUAGAAGAUGGUAGUUAUAUACUUGACCUAGACACGGAUCCAGUUUCUGUAUGGAAGGAAAUGGAGAAACAAGUAGCAAAAGGACGUGUUAAAUCUAUAGGUUUAAGUAAUUUUAAUGAAGCACAAAUAUUAGAAGUAUAUAAAAAUGCAAAAAUAAAACCAGCCAACUUACAGGUUGAAUUGCAUGCAUACUUACAACAGAAACCGAUAAGAGAAUUUUGUCAAAAACACAAUAUUGUUGUAACAGCUUACAGCUCAUUAGCAUCACCUGGAGCUAAAGUCGUUUUACAAAGAAUGUAUGAUUAUAGUUUAGAAAAAUUCCCCAAUCUUCUUGAACAUCCUGUUGUACUUGAAAUGGCUAAUAAAUAUAAAAAAACAACAGCACAAGUAUUACUACGACAUCUGGUACAACAAGGAAUUAUAGUUAUUCCAAAAAGUUCUUCACAAGACAGAAUCAAAUCAAAUAUCAAUAUUUUUGAUUUCGUUUUAACAGAAGAAGAUAUGAAUACUUUAAAUGCUUUAGACAAAGGUACAGAUGGCCGAAUAUUCAAUUUUCUGUUUUUAAAAGGGGUUGAAAAGCACCCACUUUAUCCAUUUAAAAAUGAAUUGACAUCAUGAACAAAAGAUUUGUUCUUGUUACAUAAUUUACUAUUAUAUAUAAAAAAUAUAUUAUAUAUAAAAAAUAAAACAGUUAAUUGUAUGGAGAAUUAAACAAAAUGCACAAAAAUGAUUAUACAAUGAAAGCUUUUCUUAUAUUUUAAUAUAA